Molecule: messenger RNA, 3174 nt
Organism: Salmo salar (Atlantic salmon)
Lineage: Eukaryota; Metazoa; Chordata; Actinopteri; Salmoniformes; Salmonidae
Source: RefSeq, a predicted model, not a curated record
UAUUCGUUGUUGGCUAUGGCAUUGGAAGGAUUUCUUCAGCCUAAAGGAAUAAAAUGGCAUUUGUGUUGUGGACUGCGGUGGCAAGUACUUCUUUUACUCCUGUAUUUCAGUCAUGUUGUCAGUGGCCAAAUCCGCUAUUCCAUUCUGGAGGAGAUGAAGACAGGCUCUCUUAUCGGUAACGUAGCUCAAGACCUGGGGUUAGAUUUGAAAAGGCUCCGAGCGGGCCGGGCCCGUAUCGUAUCCGGAGAAAGCAUUCAGUACACAGAGCUGCAGACAGACAAAGGGAUUCUAGUCGUGAGUGAGAGAAUAGACCGAGAACAGCUUUGUGGCGACGUCACACCGUGUAGCUUCAGCUUCGAAAUCAUAUUAGAAAAUCCAAUGGAGCUUCAUCGCGUGACUGUAGAAGUAUUGGACGUAAAUGACCAUGCUCCUUCUUUUCCAAUACAAAAUAUACUAUUUGAAAUCAGUGAAUCGGCUAAUGUUGGUGCGCGAUUUCUGCUAGAGAGUGCAGUGGAUCUCGAUGUAGGCCUCAACGCCCUUCAGAAUUAUAUUUUAACCCCAAAUGAUAACUUCAUUCUGAAACAACAUGCUAAUCCAGACGGUAGUAAAUAUGCUGAGAUGGUUCUCCAGAAACCGUUAGACAGAGAGGAGCAUCCUCGUCUCUCUUUAAAGCUAAUCGCUGUAGACGGUGGAAAUCCGCAGAGAUCUGGCACAGUAAAUAUAGAGAUCUCUGUCCUAGAUGUUAAUGACAAUGCGCCCGUGUUUAACCAGUCAGUGUACAGGGCUACUGUGAUGGAAAACGCACAGAAAGGCACAUAUAUUACCACCGUAAAUGCCAGUGAUGCAGACAGUGGUUCAAAUGGGCAAAUAUCGUACUAUUUGUCGAAAUUGAAAGGGAAUAGAGUUGACAUAUUUAACAUUGAUAUGGCGACUGGGACCAUUUCUGUUUCCGGUCAGAUAGAUUAUGAGAAAGAUAAUAAAUAUGAAAUCAGGGUAGAGGCAAAGGAUCAGGGAGGUUUAACAGACUCCAGUAAAGUUGUUAUUGAGGUUCUAGACGUGAAUGACAACGCACCAGUUAUAAACGUCAUGUCCUUCUCCAGCCCUGUAUCUGAAAAUGCUCCUCCUGGCACCACAAUUGCUAUUAUAAAUGUUAAAGACGCUGAUUCAGAGAGAAACGGACAGAUUACUUGCUCUAUAAAUACUAACCUUCCAUUUAAAAUUCAGUCUUCGUUAAGUAGUUAUUAUAAUUUGAUCUCAGACGGAGCUUUAGACAGAGAAACGACACCAGAAUACAACAUCACCAUAACAACGACAGAUUCUGGUUCUCCUCCCCUCUCCAGCACCAGGACAUUACACCUUAGAAUCUCUGACGUAAACGACAACGCCCCAUUGUUUCGUCAGAGCUCAUACUCUGCUUACGUCACAGAGAAUAACUCUCCUGGAAUGUCCAUAUUUACUGUCAGCGCGCGGGACUCUGACUGGAAUCAGAACGCUAGAGUCUCGUACCUCUUGGAGGACACGCAGAUCAGUGGAACUCCAGUCUCUACUUAUAUAUCCAUAAACUCAGAAACUGGAGUUUUACAUGCGGUUCGUUCCUUUGAUUAUGAACAAAUUAAACAGCUUACACUCGUGGUUAAGGCGCAAGACGGAGGCUCUCCUCCCCUCAGUAGUAAUGUGACUGUCACCAUCUUCAUCCAAGAUCAGAACGACAACGCGCCUCAGGUUCUGUACCCAGUCCAGACUAGCAGCUCUCUGGUGGCUGAAAUGGUGCCUCGUUCAGCAGAUGUGGGAUAUCUUGUCACUAAAGUGGUGGCUGUUGAUGUGGACUCUGGACAGAAUGCCUGGCUCUCCUAUAAACUGCAGAAAGCGACAGACAGGGCGCUGUUUGAAGUGGGCUUACAGAAUGGAGAAAUAAGAACUAUACGCCAAGUCACUGAUAAAGAUGCUGUGAAACAAAGGCUCACUGUUGUAGUGGAGGACAACGGGCAGCCCUCUCGUUCAGCUACAGUCAAUGUUAACGUGGCGGUGGCGGACAGCUUCCCUGAAGUGCUCUCGGAGUUCACUGACUUUACGCACGACAAGGACUACAACGACAACCUGACUUUUUACUUAGUCUUGGCUUUGGCUGUAGUCUCAUUUCUGUUCAUCACAUGUUUAGUGGUUAUUAUAUCAGUGAAAAUAUACAGAUGGAGACAGUCUCGCGUCCUCUAUCAUUCAAAUCUCCCUGUUAUUCCGUAUUAUCCACCGCGUUACGCAGACACUUUGGGGACAGGAACUCUACAGCACGUGUACAAUUACGAGGUGUGCAGGACCACUGACUCCAGAAAGAGUGACUGUAAGUUCGUCAGACCCUGUAGUCAGAACGUACUGAUAAUGGACCCCAGUUCUACAGGGACGAUGCAGCGGAUGCAGAGUCAGCAGAACAUCCUGGAUGAACCAGACUCUCCAAUAGAGGCGCAAGACGGAGGCUCUCCUCCCCUCAGUAGUAAUGUGACUGUCACCAUCUUCAUCCAAGAUCAGAACGACAACGCGCCUCAGGUUCUGUACCCAGUCCAGACUAGCAGCUCUCUGGUGGCUGAAAUGGUGCCUCGUUCAGCAGAUGUGGGAUAUCUUGUCACUAAAGUGGUGGCUGUUGAUGUGGACUCUGGACAGAAUGCCUGGCUCUCCUAUAAACUGCAGAAAGCGACAGACAGGGCGCUGUUUGAAGUGGGCUUACAGAAUGGAGAAAUAAGAACUAUACGCCAAGUCACUGAUAAAGAUGCUGUGAAACAAAGGCUCACUGUUGUAGUGGAGGACAACGGGCAGCCCUCUCGUUCAGCUACAGUCAAUGUUAACGUGGCGGUGGCGGACAGCUUCCCUGAAGUGCUCUCGGAGUUCACUGACUUUACGCACGACAAGGACUACAACGACAACCUGACUUUUUACUUAGUCUUGGCUUUGGCUGUAGUCUCAUUUCUGUUCAUCACAUACACUUUGGGGACAGGAACUCUACAGCACGUGUACAAUUACGAGGUGUGCAGGACCACUGACUCCAGAAAGAGUGACUGUAAGUUCGUCAGACCCUGUAGUCAGAACGUACUGAUAAUGGACCCCAGUUCUACAGGGACGAUGCAGCGGAUGCAGAGUCAGCAGAACAUCCUGGAUGAACCAGACUCUCCAAUAGAGGUUACGUAA